AUGUCGUCCGGAAUUCGCGAUAAACUGUACCUACCAGUUGUCGGCACCCAGCUCGUGGGCAUGCUAAUCCUCGACCUCGUCCCCUUCUACCCCAAGUUCCUCUGGCAAAGCCCCUCGUCCCUUCUCCAUCCCCUAGUCUCCCUCCGCAAAUGGUGGACAAUCCAAUCCGGCGACCCUUAUUUUGCGUCCUGCACCCACGAGCCCUGGUUCGAAGCCUUUCUUUACGUCGAGCUGCUGGUGCAGCUGCCACUGACGGCGUAUCUUGCCUACAAGCUUGGCUCGAUGAAGCCCACCUCUGGCGCCACUGAAUUGGCCGCUUUGGCCUACGCGUGCGUGACGUUUAUGGGAGCCACGGCAUGUGCCUAUGAUAUCUGGCACAUGGGCGCGGACAAGGUCAGCGUCGAGCAUAAACCACGGCUGUUUUGGGGCACAUAUCUCCCCUUUGCGGUUAUUCCCGCGUUGAUGGCCGUGGACAUGUAUCUCAGGCUGCUGGCGAGGGUCCAAGAUCCGCGUCCAACCAAAAAGAUCUAA
This is a messenger RNA of Metarhizium brunneum ARSEF 3297, 531 nucleotides long. RefSeq lists its product as uncharacterized. Gene Ontology annotation, cellular component: endoplasmic reticulum. The record is from RefSeq and is a predicted model, not a curated record. NCBI's taxonomy places the organism in Eukaryota, Fungi, Ascomycota, Sordariomycetes, Hypocreales, Clavicipitaceae.